Molecule: messenger RNA, 501 nt
Organism: Brassica napus (rape)
Lineage: Eukaryota; Viridiplantae; Streptophyta; Magnoliopsida; Brassicales; Brassicaceae
Exons: 1
Coding region: 1-501 (166 amino acids)
Source: RefSeq, a predicted model, not a curated record
AUGAAGAAGGCUCAAGACCGACAAAAGAAGUAUGCAGACCGCGGUAGAAGAGAAGUCAUUUUUGCAGUAAAUGAUUUAGUCUUCUUGAAAGUAGCUGCACAAAAAGGAAAGGAUCGAUUUGGAAAAAUUGGGAAGCUAGCUACUCGUUACAUUGGGCCGUACCAAAUUGUCGCUAGAGUUGGAGAAGUAGCCUAUAGACUACAACUUCCACACGAUAUGCCUAUGCAUCCGGUAUUUCAUGUGUCGAUGCUGCGUAAGCAUAUACCAGAUCCGAAUAUGGUCGAGCCGCAGCGACCAGAGAACUUGCAACCUAACCUCACUUAUCCUAAAGGUCCUUUGCGAAUAGGCGAGCGUCGUAUCAAGAAAUUGAAGAACAGGGAAAUUUCGCAAGUUCAAGUAUUUUGGGGAAAGCGACAGAGAGUUGUUAUAACAUGGAAGGAUGAAGAUAAGUUCCGAGUUGAUUAUCCAGAACUCUUCCCAGAUACCCCAGUCGUCCAGUAA